Molecule: messenger RNA, 1857 nt
Organism: Huiozyma naganishii CBS 8797
Lineage: Eukaryota; Fungi; Ascomycota; Saccharomycetes; Saccharomycetales; Saccharomycetaceae
Gene: BOP2
Product: Bop2p
Exons: 1
Coding region: 1-1857 (618 amino acids)
Source: RefSeq, a predicted model, not a curated record
AUGCUACAACAAGACACUCUUGGUGAUGGCGAGGAUCACUACACUUUCGAUAGCCUACCACCGGAGAUCAUCCAAAAGAUUGCUGGUAAAUUGGAUAUCAAAUCAAAGUAUUUUCUAGUGGAUUACACUAACGUGCUUAAGGCUAUAGGGGGUCCCAACAAGAGAUAUAAGAUUUUGCAAUAUACUCUAAUUGAACAGUUCAAAAGUCAAAUUGAGGUUAUAGAUCUGACCACUGAUUCCCUAAACGAUAAAGUUAGUACCCCCUUACUGGAUAUUCUUAGAACACACUUCAUCUCAGAAGAUGGAUCAGCUGAGGAUCGGUUGGUUGAUUCUACUAGACAGAAGACGGUCUUAAUAGUGGACGAUUCAACAGAUUUUGAACAGUUGCCCAAAUUUGUAGAUACAGUGUCCCUAGAUCUCAUUUACUGUCCCUUUUACAAUAACUCGUCGAUUAAUAAAAUUUUAAUGAAAUUCCCAUUGCAAUACGUCAUAGAUAAUCUCAUCUUGGAAUUUAAGACUCAAGAGAUCUUUGCAGGUAGAAACCUUUUCGGAGUACUAGAUACGAAAUUUUUCACUUUUAACAGUAACGAUAUCUCCCCAAACAGAAGGGUCGGUACCAGUGUUGGUAAUAUACAAUCCCCUUGGUUGGUGCCAAGGUGUCAACAGAUCAUCUUACCUUCCACAGUGUCCCUGGAGAUGGAUUACUUGACAAUGGACUCGUUUAUCUACAACAUUAUGGAAAACUACGGAUUGUCCUUCCCUCAGGCAACUUCACUGCAACGACAUCAACAGCAACAUAGCAAUCAUAACCACUCUCACGUCGACCAACAGCAAAACAUGUCCUGCAUCGAAAACAUUUUCCACAAUUUCUUAGGAAGCGUGAACUUUUACGCACCUAACCUAAGGUCAAUCAAGUUCAUUAACCAUAGGGAUGAAGAGACCUGUAAUUUCAUAGACGUUUCCACUCUGAUGUUGAACAAGUUCAAGACUAAUUCAUGCCCCUUGAAAUACCUAUUCAAGUUACAUUCCUUCCAAAACUGGUCGCUCCCCCACAUAGAGUACUUUUCCGGUCAUCGGUUCAAGUAUGACGAAACAGCAAUGACGGGCUCUACAGAAAGAUUGAUCAGAUCCAUAAGGGAUAACGUCAACUAUUUAUACGAUUUCGCACAGGACGAGACGGAUGACGCAUGUCCCUAUUUCAGAGUCGAAUUGUUCCCAAGGGGUACGAAGAGAACGAAACUGUUGAAUUGGUUACCCUUAGAGGCAUUCAGCAUGGAUAGCUCAUAUCCACACUCUACGUCGAUAUCACCAGAUAGGAACACAGUCAGCGAUCUGAGUGAGAGGGAUAACAAUAUUAGAAACUACAAUAAACCCGUAUUGUGUCUAAAGUGUGAUACGCUUGAGACUCUCGAGUUGAAACUGUUACCCAUUAGAAAAAAUCAUUCCAUCUAUAUCCAAGGUUUGUUUCUGCCAGGGUUGAAGGAGUUGACUUUGGUGAACCAUAACUCAGUGAUCAAAAGACCCAGAAUCUCCGACAAAAGAAAUUCAAUCGUGAUGGCUUGUUACGAUGCCGCCGGAGCAAACGUUCAAAACGGGUUUGAUGCUGACGGGAUCUCGCCUCCAACUCUCAGCACAGAAGAGGAUGACCUUGAAGUGGGCGAUAUCAAACCCAUUGGGUUCUCCUCUUGGAAUUAUUUACCAUCUUGUGAAUACAUUCAUUUCACAAACAACAACGAGACAAAACAGACGAAUUUUAUUUUCAAAAUCACAAACUUGAAAGCGCACUUACCCAAGAUCAAUCUAGCUGGGAGCUUCCAAACUUUUGUGAGUGAAAAACAGAAAUUUAUUGUCGUUUAG